Chanos chanos (milkfish) is the source of this 1230-nucleotide messenger RNA. RefSeq names its product GATA binding protein 1b (gene gata1b). Gene Ontology annotation, biological process: negative regulation of transcription by RNA polymerase II; positive regulation of transcription by RNA polymerase II; cell fate commitment. NCBI's taxonomy places the organism in Eukaryota, Metazoa, Chordata, Actinopteri, Gonorynchiformes, Chanidae. Gene Ontology annotation, molecular function: RNA polymerase II cis-regulatory region sequence-specific DNA binding; DNA-binding transcription factor activity, RNA polymerase II-specific; zinc ion binding. The record is from RefSeq and is a predicted model, not a curated record. The coding region runs from base 1 to 1230 and encodes 409 amino acids. Gene Ontology annotation, cellular component: nucleus. The transcript has 5 exons.
AUGGACACCUCCAUAGAGCAGUCUCGCUGGGUGACUCCAUCAUUGAUGCCAUCGGAGGCGAUACCAAAUUACUCCUCAGAGUCUGCUUUUCUACCUCCAAGUGAAGAGGAGCUGCCUUUUUCAAACUCAGAGUCGGAGUUCAGCGGCCUACCGUCUCUCUUCUCGGGCUCCAGCCUCAACCGCAACCUCCCAGCCUACAGACACAGUCCAGUGCGACAGGUGUACUCCUCCUCUGCGUUUCUCAAUAACAUCCCCUGGCUGGACGGCUCCGGCGGGCACCCCGGGAGCUCACAUUACCCCCCGUCCUCUUCGUCCUGGCACGGCAGCGCCUUCGCCAAGGCGCCGGCGCACCAUCACGCCCCGUCGUCCUACUUCCCCCCCGCCUCCAUCAAGCCCCCGCGUCACGAGCUGGGCUCCCCGGGCCAGGACUGCAAGGACAACCUUCGGUUUCAGGACCCGGUGAAGGGAGAGAGGCUGAGCCCGCAGGGUGGCGUCUCAGAGGGUUUCCUCUCUCUCAACGGCGCCGGCGGCGUUUACACCAACACGCACUCCCCGCAGCCCCACGCCCACUCGUUCGGACCCUUUGGCUAUAUGAGCUCCCCUCAGGACUACGGCAGCAUGGCUCUCUACUCUCCCUCCUCCUUCUCUCCCAAGCUACGCAGCAAAAUGAGGCUCUCUCCGCCAGAGGCACGGGAAUGUGUGAACUGUGGAGCUACAGCCACCCCUCUGUGGCGACGUGAUGGCACAGGCCAUUACCUUUGCAAUGCCUGUGGACUGUACCACAAGAUGAAUGGACAGAACAGGCCUCUUAUCCGGCCCAAAAAAAGAUUGAUUGUAAGCAAAAGGGCAGGCACCCAGUGUGCAAACUGCCAAACCAGCACCACCACUCUGUGGAGACGCAAUGCCAGUGGAGAACCUGUGUGUAACGCCUGUGGACUUUAUUUCAAACUGCACAAUGUGAACAGGCCACUGACUAUGAAGAAAGAUGGCAUUCAGACACGUAACCGCAAGGUAUCCAAUAAGAACAGAAAGGGAAAGAGGAGCUGUUUGCCAGAGACAGAUCUAUACCCGGACAAGGGUCCCAUCCUGGAUCCACAUUCAGAUUCGUACCCUCUGGUGCCCUAUAGUCACUCAUCGCAUAUCCUACCUUCCUCCUCUGACCUACACUCUUCCACCAGUCUGCCUUACCCCUAUCACCCAGCCACUGGAAUCUUACCCACUGUGAUAUGA